AUGACUGGUAACAUUCGGUACUCUCUCCUACCGCGUAACAAAUCCUUUGUAGAGAUCACUUGUUACGUAGAGGAGAGUGCCGAGUGCCAUUUGACUUUUGUUACCGUUACAAGGAAGACUUCGCUUGUAAGCAACGUCAGACUUUUCGUUGCAAGUCUUGAAACCGUCUUUUCUCCCCCCCCCUUACUCGUCGGUCCUUAUUUAUUUCAUAUACGUUUUCCUUUUUUUAUUCUUUCUUUCACUUAUAGUUUUUUUUUCUUCUAUAUCCUUGUUUUUAUUUUCACGUCUUCCCUAGCUUUCUCUUUUUUUCCUCGUCUUUUUCUUUUCUCUUUUUUCUCGUGUUUAUUUCCUUUCUUUCUUUCCUCGUUUUUUUUCUCAUCCUUCACAUGCCCCUUUUCCUUUCUUUCUUUACUCGUCUUUUUCCUCUCUUUCUUUACUCGUCUUUUUCCUCUCUUUCUUUACUCGUCUUCUUUUUCCUCUCUCUCUUUACUCGUCUUCUUUUUCCUCUCUCUCUCUCUUUACUCGUCUUCUUUUUCCUCUCUCUCUCUCUUUUAUAUCGUCUUUUUUCCUCUCUCUCUCUCUUUUUACUCGUCUUCUUUUUCUCUCUCUCUCUCUUUACUCGUCUUCUUUUCCUCUCUCUCUCUCUCUUUACUCGUCUUCUUUUUCCUCUCUCUCUCUCUUUACUCGUCUUCUUUUUUUCCUCUCUCUCUCUCUCUCUUUACUCGUCUUCUUUUUCCUCUCUCUCUCUCUCUUUACUCGUCUUCUUUUUCCUCUCUCUCUCUCUCUUUACUCGUCUUCUUUUUCCUCUCUCUCUCUUCUUUACUCGUCUUCUUUUUCCUCUCUCUCUCUCUUUACUCGUCUUCUUUUUCCUCUCUCUCUCUCUUUACUCGUCUUCUUUUUCCUCUCUCUUUCUGCUCUUCGUCUCUUUUUUCACUUUCAAGAAACAUGUGA
Acanthosepion pharaonis is the source of this 951-nucleotide messenger RNA. Lineage: Eukaryota; Metazoa; Mollusca; Cephalopoda; Sepiida; Sepiidae. The record is from the annotation of a GenBank genome assembly.